AUGCCCGAGUGCAGAUCAAACAAACCACAUUCGGAGACUCUUUGGGUCCUGACCUCCUCUGCUCCAGCUUCACAUGUGCACAACUUUUAUGUCCACGACAGAAAGAAGACCGCGAGCAACAACUUUCUGACACAGUAUGGAGAGGAGCUGACGCACCGUUACCACAGCACUCACGGGGCUACACUCAUGCCUUUGCAGAAGAAAAGGAGCGCUUUUCUUCUUUUUCCCCGACUUUUGGACACUUUGACCGCGCUAUUACGCACGAUGCGCAAGGGGAUGGCUACACAUUGGAACUUACGAUCAACAGGAAUGCAACAUGUUUUCUACGUCUGUCUCUCAUUGUCGGCGGCUUGUUCUUACAACAUAGACCUAGAGCAUCCUUUGGUGUUUCGUGGACCUAAUUCUAGUUUCUUUGGAUACUCUGUUUUGGAGCAUUUUCAUGACAACACAAGAUGGGUGAUAGUAGGCGCUCCGCGGGCGAACUCUACCUACAGUAGCUCUGUGCAGUCUCCGGGAGCUGUGUACAAGUGCCGGGUCCACAGUAACCCCGAGCGCCGCUGCACGGAGAUGGACAUGGGCAGAGGAAACAGGCCUCGGGAGUCGUGUGGGAAAACGUGCCAAGGCGACCGGGACGACGAGUGGAUGGGGGUCAGUCUGGCGCGGCAAGACAUAGCCAACGGCAAGAUAUUGGCCUGCGCUCACCGGUGGAAGAACGUCUACUAUGACUCUGAGCAUAUUUUACCCCAUGGAUACUGCUCCAUCAUCUCAUCAAAUCUACAGGGCAAAACCAGGCCUCUUAUUCCCUGUUACGAAGACUAUAAGCAGAAAUAUGGGGAAGAGCACGGCUCGUGCCAAGCCGGGAUAGCUGGCGUAUUCACCGAGGAGCUGGUGGUGAUGGGGGCUCCGGGGUCGUACUACUGGACCGGGACAAUCAAAGUUUACAAUCUGACCUCGGACUCGUUCUACAGCCCAAACCAGGAUGAGGUGGACUCGCACAGAUACAGUUACCUCGGCUACGCUGUGACCGCGGGACACUUCUCCUCACACAAUGUGAUCGACAUUGCGGCCGGAGCGCCUCAGCACAGCGGCAGCGGCAAAGUCUACAUUUUCAAAAUCGAUGGCGGCUCUUUGGCGAAGACUUUUCAGGCCUCAGGGAAAAUGAUGGGCUCCUACUUCGGCUCCUCAUUGUGUGCAGUGGAUCUGAACCAGGACGGGCUGUCGGACCUGCUGGUGGGAGCCCCCAUGCACAGCCAGCUCCGGGACGAGGGCCAAGUGUCUGUGUACCUCAGCAAAGGCAACGGCGUGAUGGAGGAGGCCGGCGUGUUGACCGGAGACAGUGCGUACAAUGCACACUUUGGGGAGAGCAUCGCGGCGAUCGGGGACAUAGAUGACGAUGGUUAUCAAGAUGUAGCCAUUGGAGCUCCAAAAGAGGGCGACUACAGUGGAGCAGUCUAUAUCUAUCAUGGAGAUGCCACAGGGAUUAUUCAAAAGUACUCCAUGAAACUGUCUGGACGCAGCGUGGCCCCUGGUCUGCAGAUGUUUGGCCAGUCCAUCUCUGGCACUGUGGACAUGGAUGGCAACGGUUAUGCAGAUGUCACAAUCGGCGCGUUUAUGUCAGACAGCGUUGUACUUCUAAGGUCUCGUCCGGUGGUCACUGUGGACGUUUCCAUCCUGCUGCCUGUGUCCAUCAACAUCUCUGUCCCUCAGUGUCACGAGAGCAACAGCCACAACCUCAACUGCUUCAGCGUCACUGUCUGCAUGCGUUUCCGCGGGAGACAGCUGCCGGGCCAAAUAGAGCUGCUGUACAACCUGACUGCAGACGCAGAUAAGAGACACAAGAGCCAGCCGUCUCGCGUCUACUUCUCACAAGGCGGCUCCCAGGUCUCUCAGCUGAGCCAACAGCUGAGUCUGGACAUCAACAAGGAGCAGUGCCAGCCCUACACGGCCUACGUGAAGAAAGAUGUGAAGGAUGUGUUCACGGCCAUCUCCUUUGAGGCCGCGUACAGUUUGGGUCGACAUGUCAUCUCCGGACAUCGGGACAGAGACCUCCCCGCACUCACUCCGGUUCUGCGAUGGAGGAAAGGAAACAAAAUAGCAGCAAAGAAUGAGACUUAUUUUGAGAAGAAUUGCCUGUCUGAUGACUGUGCUGCAGACUUACGACUUCACGGGAAAAUGUAUCUCUCCGGGAUCCAUACAAAGCCGCAUUUAGCCCUGGGAGGCGUGAAGAACAUCUCUUUAAAUCUGACCAUCGCGAACAUGGGAGACGACGCAUAUGACACCAACAUUUACUUUAACUUCUCCAGAGAGGUUUUCUACAUCAACUUCUGGCAAAAGGAAGAGAAGGGCAUUUCCUGUGCACUUGUUAACUUGGACUUCCUCAAAUGCAGCGUGGGAUUUCCUUUCAUGAGAGCACAGACCAAGUAUCAUUUCGCAGUGAUUUUCGACACCAGCCAGCUCUCGGGAGAAAAUGACACGCUGCAAUUUUUAGUUCUAGCAAAAAGCGCCAACCCUGAGCACAAACUGCACGACAACACAUUGGACCUAUCCAUCCCUCUCGUCCAUGAGACUGACACCACCAUCACCGGUUUGGUGGCACCGAGCUCCUUCGCUUAUGGAAACACUGUGGAUGCUUCGCGCUUUGUCCUGUUAGACGACAUGGAGUGCCAGUUUCAGCCGCUCAAUAUCACUUUCCAGGCCAUAAACAACGGUCCCAGUCGUCUUCCUGGCUCCACUGUGGACGUUCGGAUCCCAAACCGCCUGGUCAGCAACGGUGCAGACAUGUUCCACAUCGUCGACACACAGGUGGCAGAAGGCAGAGGGAACUGUACCCCGCACAAAAACCCAACUCCAUGCACCAUCCCACAGGACAAAGAGAGCAUCUUUCACUCAAUAUUUGCUUUUUUCACCAAAUCGGGUCGCAAAGUCUUGGAUUGUGACAGACCCGGACGAGCCUGUAUGACCAUUACAUGCACUCUUGGUCCACAGCUCAAAGAGGACAUUAUAAAUAUUGAUAUAAAACUUCUACUGAACACUGAAAUAUUAAAAAGGGACAGCUCCUCUGUGAUCCAGUUUGUGACGAGGGGCAGUGUUCAAAUCAGUGAGCGGGCAGUGGAGGUGCCAAAGGGGCUGCCGGAGGAGAUCUCAUUGAUCUUUGAGGCGCUCCACAGCCAGGAGCCCCGGGGGUACGUGGUGGGCUGGAUCAUCGCCAUCAGCCUGCUGGUGGGGAUCCUCAUCUUUCUGCUGCUCGCUGUGCUGCUGUGGAAGUUGGGCUUCUUCCGACGACGCUAUAGAGAAAUCAUCGAAGCUGAGAAGAACAGAAAGGACAGUGAGGAAAGCUGGGACUGGAUGGAGAAAAAUCACUGA
Messenger RNA from Knipowitschia caucasica, 3363 nucleotides. The record is from the annotation of a GenBank genome assembly. NCBI's taxonomy places the organism in Eukaryota, Metazoa, Chordata, Actinopteri, Gobiiformes, Gobiidae.